This is a messenger RNA of Meira miltonrushii, 372 nucleotides long. RefSeq lists its product as uncharacterized. The coding region runs from base 1 to 372 and encodes 123 amino acids. The record is from RefSeq and is a predicted model, not a curated record. The transcript has a single exon. Lineage: Eukaryota; Fungi; Basidiomycota; Exobasidiomycetes; Exobasidiales; Brachybasidiaceae.
AUGUCAGCUUUACGUAUCAUUCAGGUAGGCUUACCAUGGACCUAUCAUGGAUUCGAUGCGGCAACAAAAGAGAUGGUACGAGUGGGACUCGAGAAGGGAAGAGAGACGAUGAAACAAGCAGGAUAUGAGAAUUAUUCAACUUAUGAUGUCACACCUGAAGAAGGACCUGGUGAAUUGAUUAAAUUUUUGGGAAAAGAACGUGUGGAUGGAGUUGUGAUCGGUUAUGGAAUUCGUGGUAUCAAAGAACAUUCCGCUUUCUUUGAAUUAUUGGUCAACGUCGUUCACACACAUGCUCCUCAUGUCAAAUUCAUGUUUAAUACAAGUCCAGAUACAGCUGUAGACGCAGCAAAAAGGCAAUUUCCGAUCAAGUGA